GGCCUGCAGGGGUUUGGGGGGGGGUGCCGCCCCCCCCCAGCCCCGUGUGACCCCCCCCCUGCUCGCAGAAGAGGCUGAAGGCAGCAGAGGCCGACAGCAAACUGAAGCAAGUCUACAUCCCCACCUACACCAAACCCAACCCCAACCAGAUCAUCUCGGUGGGCUCCAAACCCGGCGUGAACGGGGCCGGGUUCCAGAAGGGGCUGAGCUGCGAGAGCUGCCACACAUCCCAGUCCCCCCAGUGGUACGCCUGGGGCCCCCCCAACAUGCAGUGCCGCCUCUGUGCUUCCUGCUGGAUCUACUGGAAGAAAUACGGGGGGCUCAAGACCCCCACCCAGCUGGAGGGGGUGACCCGCAGCGCCUCGGAGCCCCACUCCCGGGGUCACCUGUCCCGGCCCGAGGCCCAGAGCCUGUCCCCGUACACCACGAGCCGGGCCAAGCUCCUGGCCAAGAACCGCCAGACGUUCCUGCUGCAGACCACGCGCCUCACCCGCCUGUCCCGGCGCCUCUGCCGCGACGUCCUGCAGCCCCGGCGGGCGGCACGGCGGCCCUACGCCCCCAUCAACGCCAACGCCAUCAAGGCCGAGU
This is a messenger RNA of Corapipo altera (White-ruffed manakin), 588 nucleotides long. RefSeq names its product metastasis-associated protein MTA2-like. NCBI's taxonomy places the organism in Eukaryota, Metazoa, Chordata, Aves, Passeriformes, Pipridae. Gene Ontology annotation, biological process: negative regulation of transcription by RNA polymerase II. The annotation marks the transcript as partial. The record is from RefSeq and is a predicted model, not a curated record. The transcript is spliced from 4 exons. Gene Ontology annotation, molecular function: histone deacetylase binding; transcription coactivator activity; transcription corepressor activity. Gene Ontology annotation, cellular component: NuRD complex; nucleoplasm.